AUGGAAACACAUCCACUUAAUAAAGCUCAUCAGCAGCACAGACGUGCAGAAGCUCAUUUGAAAAACAAUCGAUAUGAUGAAGCAAUGCAGUGCCACCAUAAUGCAGCUGAAUUAUUGUUAGACGCAAUGAAAUCUACGUCAUCUUCUGUGGCUUUGGAAUCCAUAACCCUACAGCACAGUUACCAUCUCAAACAGAAGGACUUAAUACAGAACAAAAAAGAGCAAUAUGUACGCGUCAAAAAAACAAUGGACAAUAUGAAAAACCUGGCCAAAGAACAACAUAUCAAUAUUCCUAUUGGUGAAUCCUCAAAGUUACAGGUAGAAAUUUACAGGAAGUUAAAUGACUCAGAGUCUCUAAUAAAUGCUCUUUCGUCCAAUCAAGAGAUAAAUGAUACAAAUGAUAUAGCCAAUUUAAGAGGGAGGAAAACUGACAAAGUUGUAAUAGAAGAAUUGCAAACAAUAAAUCACAGUUUGCGUUCAUUGGUUGAGCAAUUAGUACUGCAAGUUGAGGUGUUGAAAGAUGAAAAUUCAACUUUAAAAGAGAGAGUUCAUUUUUUAGAAAAGGAAAGAGUUCGGUAUCUUAACAUAUCACAAGAAGAUGGUGUUUUGAUAGGCAAUGUUCAAGAUUUUCCCAGUAGCUAA
Messenger RNA from Leptosia nina, 642 nucleotides. The record is from the annotation of a GenBank genome assembly. Lineage: Eukaryota; Metazoa; Arthropoda; Insecta; Lepidoptera; Pieridae.